AUGGUCAACUCAACAACAGAUACAAAGCCUCAAGAACCUACUAUGACUGAGAAGCCAACCGAUGCUUCUCCCAAAAAAGUACCAGCACCCAUCCCUGAUGUCAAUGUAUGGCAGAUCAAAAAGCCAGUGAUAUCUACUCCUAUUGCAUCAGUUAACUCGAAUGACUCUUCUUGGCCUGCACCUAAAGAAGCCAUCUCUCAAGAAGAACCCGUCAAUGAAAAGAAAUCUACUGCUACAGCUACAUCAUCAAAGUCAAUUGGUAAAGGUCAAUGGAAACCUUAUACGCCUACUAUCAUUCACUCCUCCCCUACUCCCGCUACUGGUAGUCGUGGUAAUGGUCGCAACAGUGCUUCUCGUGGUGGUAAUGCCAAUGGCAACAACAACAAUAAAAAAUCAACUGCUGUGUCAUCGUCGAAAAGCAAUCAUAUCCGUCCUUCAGCUACAACCUCCUCAUCCGCUGUGCCUUUAUCCACUGCUGAUGCCGCAGCAGCAGCUUCAUCAUCACCAGUAAAAGUGCAAGAAAAGACCAACACAACGACCCCUACAACAACGACCGCUACCGAGGCAACUACCCCCGUCGUCGCCACUGUUACAAAUAACACUGAAAAGGGAAAGAGCACGAAGCAGAACAACACCAACAACAGCAGCACUGCCACAGCAUUACCCGAUACACCUGUCAUGGAAUCCAAUCAACAGCACCACCGUCAACAGCACCACCAUCAUUCUCAACACAUGAACGGUCGUGGUGGCGGUAUGAGACGUGGCGGUUCAAGCCGUGGUGGUGGCCGUGGUGGAUAUCAACCUCGCUACUUCAACAGACCCAAUCCUUCUGCCUACCUCAACGUAGAUCCCGAGACCUUGAAAGCAUACAUUUGUCAACAAAUCGAAUACUACUUUAGCGUCGAUAACCUGUGCAGAGAUCUCUUCUUGCGUAGUCAAAUGGAUACUGAGGGUUAUGUGCCCAUCACCUUGAUUGCUGGCUUCAAUCGUGUCCGUGGAUUGACAUCAGACAUGUCUUUGGUACGUGCCUCUCUCGAACUCUCCAAGAUUCUGGAAGUGAAGCAAGACAGUGGUGAUCUUUUGCGUAAGAAGGAGGGCUGGGAGACCUGGGUCUUGCCUGCUGCUGGUACCUCUGCUACUACCAAGACUGACAGUGGUGCACCUCAAAUCAUCAAAUCAGUGCCUGCUGGUCCCGCCCCUAUUCCCACAUUGGCUUCUUUAGCUCACAAGAAGGCACCUUCUGCUACAACCACCACUACCACCAACACUAGAUCAGUACCUGCAGCAACAACACCUGCCCCUGCUCCUGCUACCAAAAACACAGAGGAAGAUGAUCUCUUUGAUUUUGAAGAUGAAGAUUGGGUGGAUGGCAGUCGUCCCAAUACUGUCAAGAAAUACUACCUCUCUGAUGACGAAGAAGACGAUGAGGACUAUGAGUUUGACGACGAUACAGUUGCUCGUAUUAUGAUUGUUACUCAACGCAAAAAGGAUCGUUCUCACCACUCAUUCGACCGUGCAAAGAUGAAUGAUGAUAUCUCUGAUAUGAUCAAUGAAGGCUUGUACCAAUAUGAAAGCGGUCUCGGCGUUGGCAAUCAGCCCAAUCAAUCCAAGGUGGGUACGCUUGAUCCCGAGCAUUUCGCUCAACUUAGCGCUAGUGCCAAACAAAGAGAGUCUGUCUUGCCUACUGCUAAUGCUGAAGCCAAGCCCAUCAAAUCCAAGAAGAAGGCACCUCGUUUCUACCCUGUUCAAGCUGAAUCCCUUCCCAACUCCAUGGCUCGCUCUCCUGCUCCUGCCUCUACUUUAGCUGUCAAUGGCCAUGCUGCUUCUGGCGCAAAGAAGGAUGAACAAGGCCAUGUCGGCUGGGUUCUCGGUGACGAGGCUUAUCAUCCUAACCCCAAUGACCUCUUAUCCACCAGUCUCAGCAAAUCACCUAUGCCCGAGAACUACUUGUCUACCUCUGUUGACAACAUGGCUCACUCCUUUGGCACCAGCUUCCAACAUCCUAGCCGUGAUUUGUUGCGUGAAAAGGGCUUUGUUCAACACAAGUAUCACAAGUAUCAUGCCAAGGCAUUGAAGGAGCGUAAGCAAUUGGGUGUUGGUCAAUCUCAAGAGAUGAACACCUUGUUCCGUUUCUGGUCUCAUUUCUUGCGUGAUCAUUCCAACAAGCGCAUGUACAACGAAUUCAAGCGUUUGGCCGUUGAAGAUGCCAACCACAAUUACCGCUAUGGUCUUGAAUGUCUCUUCCGUCUGUAUUCCUAUGGUCUUGAGAGACGCUUCCGCAAAGACAUGUUUGAAGACUUCCAGGAACUCACACUCAACGACUAUGACAAUGGUUAUUUGUACGGUUUGGAAAAGUUCUGGGCCUACAACUUUUAUCGCAAGGACAAGAAGAAGAGAGAGUUGGUGUUCAAUGAUCGCAUGACCGAGCUGCUCAACAAAUACAAGAACAUCAAGGAUUUUAGAAAGGCGGAUGCACCCAAGAAGGUGGAGGGUGCUACUUUUGUCGUCCCCAACCUCAAUAAGCAGAGAAACGGAAGUGUGAGUGGCCCCGCUGGCAAGUCUGCUUAA
This is a messenger RNA of Mucor velutinosus, 2568 nucleotides long. RefSeq lists its product as uncharacterized. The record is from RefSeq and is a predicted model, not a curated record. Gene Ontology annotation, biological process: mRNA stabilization. Lineage: Eukaryota; Fungi; Mucoromycota; Mucoromycetes; Mucorales; Mucoraceae. The transcript has 3 exons. The coding region runs from base 1 to 2568 and encodes 855 amino acids. Gene Ontology annotation, molecular function: RNA cap binding.